Messenger RNA from Plasmodium knowlesi strain H, 2745 nucleotides. RefSeq names its product conserved Plasmodium protein, unknown function. The transcript has a single exon. The coding region runs from base 1 to 2745 and encodes 914 amino acids. Gene Ontology annotation, cellular component: cytoskeleton. The record is from RefSeq and is a predicted model, not a curated record. NCBI's taxonomy places the organism in Eukaryota, Apicomplexa, Aconoidasida, Haemosporida, Plasmodiidae.
AUGGAACCCGAUGUCGAUCCUGCAGGUGCCGAAUGCCCUGCGGAAAUACCAGAUGAAGUUCUUCCUCGUUGUGACCCCUGCGACAGUGAAACAAAAGAGGUAUGUGUAAAGUCUUCCUUCUUGGACGUAGUAACUGAGGAAAAGAAAAAAGGGAAAGUUUCCUCCAAGGGGGGAAAAAAGGGAAAUGGCAUGAAGACCUCGAAAGGGGGGAAGAAAAAAAGGCGAGAAAAAAAAACGAAAAAUGAGGAAAUCCCCUCAGGGGGGUCUUCAUCCUCCGCUUCAAAUGAUGAGCACGAAUCAAACGACAGCGCCGACGCAGAAGAGGUGAUCAGCUUCCUCUCAAAUGUAAGCACAAAUAUAACCACCCUAUGCAAAAAUAAUGAGGGACAUAGCACCAAAAAGAAGGAGGGUGUAUAUCUGAAGAAAGAACUCCAAAGGGUGCUAAAGUUCAUCAAGACAAAUGAACAAAAACAUAGAGAGAAUGAAGAGCAUAUAAAAGACCUAAAGGAGAAGACAGAAAUGUACGCAAUUAAAAAUAAGGAAAUUAAAAAAUGCUACGAAGAAGGAAAAAAGAAUAUCCAAAUUUUACAAGGAGAGUCGGACAAACUCCAUAACCUAUUUGAUAGCAAUCAGAAGAAGGAAGACAAGUGGAAUGCCGAGAGAGAAAACUAUUUGGAAGACAUAGAGUCCCUGAAAACUCAUAUAGAAGAGUUAGAAAUCAAGGUCGAAAAAAAGAACAAUGAAAUUGAAGGGCUCAAGAGGGAAAAUGAACACAUCCUCUUAAAGGUUGACAACCUAGAAAAGAACAGUAAAGAAUUAAAAAAUGAAAAUAUGGAAAUGCGUGAAAAUCUUAAUGGGAUGAAAAAAGAAAAUGUAAAGAAGAACAUCACCAUAGAUAAUUUGAAGAAAGAAUUGGAAGAGAAAAAAAAGUUAGAUGAAGAAUAUAACAAGGACAAAUUGCUCAUCGAAAAAAACACGGAAAUUUUAAUAGAGGAAAGAAACUACAUCAACGAGGAGUUGAUAAAAACACAAAAGUUAUUGGAAAAUCAAAUUAACAAAAAUAGAGAUCUACAGAAUUGUAAGACUAACCUUCUCGAAAAGGUCGACUUUCUAGAAAAAAAACAAAAAGAUCACUUAAAAAAAAAUGCCGACUUGGAGAAAAAGCUAGACGAUUUGAACAAAAAAAAUAAACUCCUAAUGAAUGAAGCGAAAAUGAAGGAGAACGAAAUUGCCAACAACACCUCCGUCAUUAAUGCCCUCACAAGUGGGAAUUCAAAAAUGAAGGUAAAGCUAGACCAGGAAUGCUUCAAGAUAAAACAGAUGCAGAAGGAAAAUAAAGCGCUAACUAUUAAUGUUAAAUCACUCACAUAUGAAAUUCAAAAUUUACUGAAACUAACCGAAGAUAUCAGAACCAAGUAUGAAAAUCAGAAAAAAGAAAUUAAUGACCUCAUGGUAGAGAAGGAACAAACCAAAAAACUCAUUGAAAAAAUAGACGAAGGUAUUAAGAAAAGUACAGAAUCUGCGAAGAAGGAAAAAAUGUUCAACAUAAAUCUUGAGAAAGACAUGAAAAAGAGCACAGAAGAAAAAAACAAAUUGAAUGAAGAAAUACAAUCCCUUGCUAAACAGAAAGAAAAACUAAUACAAGAAUUAUCAAACACGAGUAGUAAAAUUAUAAACAGUAACAACGAGCUGAUAAAUAAAGACUGCAAAAUUGGGACUUACCUUAAAAUUAUCAAUUCGUUGAAAAACGAUCUAGCCAAGGAGAAGGCCGUUUAUGAAAAUAUUAAAAGCGAAAAAAUUAAUACUAAUAAAAGUCUCACCGAAAUUAAGGAGAAAUUGUCUACUCUGGAAGAAAGACACAAGAUACAGAACAACGAAUUGGAACAGAUAAAAAAUGAAAAAAAAAAUCUAGAAGCAAAAAUGGCAGAUUCCAUGGAGGAUAAAAAAAAUGCCAUAAGUCAGUGUGAAAAAAUAAGGGAACAAAUGGAAAAAUUGAAAAAUCAUCAUGAAGAUAGCAAAACGAAGCAACUCCACGACAAAAAGACCAUAGACCAAUUAGACUUUGAAAUUAAUAGCCUAAAUAACAAAUUAAAAAACUAUGAAAAAAGUGUCAACCAAAAUAAGAAGGAAAAAGAUCUCCUAAACAACGAAGUGAAGGAAAAAAAUGAACAUAUAGCAACAUUGAAGGAAAAGCUGAAGCUACUGCAAAUAUCGCAUGAUAAACUGGACAUCGAUAGCAAAAACUAUUUGCAAGAAAUUAAAAACUUGAAUAAAAAAGUUGGAAACUUAAAAUGCUCGUCCGAUCUUUCCAAUGUGUCCAAGGAAGAACUAAACAGUACAAAGCUACAAAUUAACUCGCUCAAAAAGGAACUAAUCAAUGAACAGAAUAGAGUUAAAACGUUAUCGGAGGAGUUGGAAAAACCAAUAAACAUACACAGGUGGAGAAACAUCGAAGGGAACGAUCCCACUGCCUUCGACUUGAUACAGAAACUUAGAUGUGUACAAAAAAAGUUAAUAGAAAAAACGGAGGAAUCUAUGAAGAAAAAUAGCAUAAUACAAUUGAAGACCAAAGAAUGCGAACAUCUGCAACAACAGCUAGGCAACCUAUCCAAACAACCCGAUGCGCAGGAUGUCACUCAAAUACGCAAGAAGCUCCGCGAGAAAGAGACACUCAUCAAAUCCCUCACGGCAGAGAUUUCCAUGUAUCAGGAAGAAACCGAGAAGAAGGCCACCCGACGGGGUUAA